Meloidogyne enterolobii is the source of this 393-nucleotide messenger RNA. NCBI's taxonomy places the organism in Eukaryota, Metazoa, Nematoda, Chromadorea, Rhabditida, Meloidogynidae. The record is from the annotation of a GenBank genome assembly.
AUGUUUUUUUCCAUUUCAAAGGUUCAUUGUCCAACUUGCAAUCAAAAUACAAAAACUAAACUUAAAUUAGUUAAUGAUGAAUGUUAUACACCAAAAUGUUUAUGCUUUUCUUUAAUAAUUUUUGGCCUUUUCCACAUUGUACUUGCCAUCACCUCAUGCUUUUACUCCACUAAAAGAGAGUGUCUUAUUUCUAUUUUUGUGGGAUUUGCUUUUGUCUCCGCAUUUGCAGUUUUUUGCGCCUAUAUUCUAUUAUGUGAUUUUUGCAAAAAUAUUGAACAUCAUUGUAGUGUUUGUGACACGUAUCUUGGUAGAUAUGAAGGUGAUAGAAAGCCUGUAGUUAUAUUACCACCAGAAUUAUAUAAAGAUCAUGUGGCGCAACCUAACAAUAAUUAA